UGGCAGGCAUCGUUGAGAAUUCUCCCCUGUUAGUGGAUGUCAUGCUGAAGCAUCUGCUGAAGGGGACGUGGGAGACUUUGGCGCCCUUUUGGAGUGCGGAGAAAGAGUUUACUCUCGGAGGUUUGAAGCCGUUGAGGAACGACGCUGACGUUAAGGGUUAUAACCAAUUACAUCCCUCACAACCAUUCCUCACUCUUUUUCCAGUAGGAAAGAGGUGAGGGAUGUUCUGAAGAAUGUAAUUGUGCAACCUUUAAUGACGAAGUGAAAAUACAUCGGAUGUCCAUGUCCUCUAGUGACCUCCGCAUACUCCGUCGACUAGAUGACUUGGACCGCGUCUCAAGGGGGCUGCCGCGCCACAAUGACUUACCAAGGGAAGAGCCGCGGCAGGUACGGGAAGACAAAAAUUUGUUGGAGAAG
Messenger RNA from Amoebophrya sp. A25, 417 nucleotides. NCBI's taxonomy places the organism in Eukaryota, Dinophyceae, Syndiniales, Amoebophryaceae. The record is from the annotation of a GenBank genome assembly.